Messenger RNA from Synchiropus splendidus (mandarinfish), 2970 nucleotides. Its product is annotated as carotenoid-cleaving dioxygenase, mitochondrial-like. The transcript has 11 exons. Bases 6 to 1859 code for a protein of 617 amino acids. Gene Ontology annotation, molecular function: beta-carotene 15,15'-dioxygenase activity; carotenoid dioxygenase activity. The record is from RefSeq and is a predicted model, not a curated record. Gene Ontology annotation, biological process: carotene catabolic process; retinal metabolic process. Gene Ontology annotation, cellular component: mitochondrion. NCBI's taxonomy places the organism in Eukaryota, Metazoa, Chordata, Actinopteri, Syngnathiformes, Callionymidae.
CGCACAUGCGCGCCCGAUGCCCACGUUACGUCACACGGUUAUGUAAUACGGCUCUGGCGUGGGGAGCAGCGUCGCGCGCCUCGGAUGGUGGAGCAGAUGCUCACGGCGUCCAUCAGGUCACCAUGUCUCCGCUCCGCCGCGCCGCUCCAGAAAGCGAAACAUCUGUUGUCACCAAUGAGACCAAGAAAAACACCUUACUAGUUCUGAACGGACUGGAGUCCAUCGCCCCUCUGAUCCAGAGCACCAAGGAGACCCUCGAGCCCGUCACUGCUGAGAUCCAGGGAAGCAUCCCAGCCUGGAUCCACGGCAGCCUUCUUCGCAACGGCCCUGGGAAGUUUGAGUUCGGAAACACACACUUCAACCACUGGUUCGACGGGAUGGCGAUGCUGCACCGCUUCAGGAUCGAAAACGGUCAGGUGACCUACACCAGCCGGUUCCUCAACAGCGACGCCUAUAAGAAGAACAGUGAGAAGGACCGUAUCAUAAUGUCAGAGUUCGGCACGGUGGCCAUGCCGGACCCGUGCAAGAACAUCUUUGAGAGGUUCCUGUCACGCUUCGAACCGCUGAAGCCCACGGACAACGCCUCAGUCUCUUUCGUCAAGUACAAGGGCGACUACUUCGUCACCACUGAGACCAACUUCAUUCACAAAAUUGACCCGGAGACCCUGGAGACCCUGGAGAAGGUGGACUGGAGCAAGUUCAUCGCCGUGAACGGAGCCACAGCCCACCCGCACUACGACCCGGAUGGUACCACCUACAACAUGGGGAACUCGUAUGGGAGGAAAGGUCCGUCUGAAGACGUUUUACUUCCUCCCCUGAGAGUUAACAUGCGAGUGCAUCUGUCUGCUUCAGGAGCCUUGUACAAUAUCAUCUGUGUCCCUUCGGAGAAGAGCGACGACAAAGACACUCUACAAGGAGCCAAAGUUCUAUGUUCCAUCGUGCCCGCGGACAAGUCCCACCCGUCCUACUACCACAGCUUCGCCAUGUCGGAGAACUAUGUGGUCUUCGUGGAGCAGCCGAUAAAGUUAGACCUGCUCAAGAUCGUCACCGGGAAGAUAAGAGGCAAAGCCAUCAGCGACAGCAUCUACUGGGACCCGAAGCAGGACACGGUGUUCCACGUCGUAGACAAGCGUACGGGUCAGCUCAGCGCAGUGAAGUACCACGCCAACCCCAUGACGGCCUUACAUCAGAUCAACGCCUUUGAAGAGGACGGCUUUUUGAUGCUGGAUAUGUGUUGCUAUGACGACGGAGAAACCAUCAAAAACUACAACCUACAGAACCUGCGGAAGUCGGGGGAGGCCCUGGACGCGGUGUACAACUCCAUGCACCAGAUUUUCCCACGCCGCUUCGUUCUGCCUCUCAGAGUCACUAGUGAGACACCGACGGGUCAGAACCUGAACACUCGACCCCAAAGUACAGCGACCUGUGUCCUCACUGGCAAAGAUCAGGUGUACUGCCAACACGAGGAUCUCCAUGGCGACGACCUUUUGGAGUACGGCGGCCUGGAGUUCCCUCAGAUCAACUACCAACGGUGCAACACGCGACCUUACCGCUACUUCUAUGGCUGCGGGUUCAGACACCUGGUGGGGGAUUCUCUGCUCAAGAUGGACCUGCGGGACAAGUCCCUGAAGGUGUGGCACCAGGACGGCUUCUACCCUUCCGAACCCGUGUUUGUGCCGUCACCCGACGCUGUCGAGGAAGACGAAGGAGUCAUCCUCGCUGUGGUUCUGUCCCCCACACAGGAAAAAGCUAACUUCCUCCUGGUUCUGGACGCCGUGACCUUUGAGGAGUUGGGUCGAGCCAGCGUGCCGGUGCACAUGCCCUACGGCUUCCAUGGAACCUUCAACUCCUCUGUCUGAAAAAACACAACCAACUAUACUCUUAUUGAAUGUGACGUAUACUAACCACAGCAUGGUAGUGUAAUCGCAAAGUAUUAGUGGCAAACGCUCCGAGACAGCAGGGGGCAGCAACGAGUUACAACAGUUGGUGACUAACAUCAGGUCCAAAAAAUUCAACUGUGCCUUUGGGUUCAACCUUAACCUGACUAAAAAGUGUUUGAGUACUGUGUUGAAUUUCAGUUAAAUAAGCGUUAGCAUGUUAGUAUUUAGCUUCAUUGUAUUAGCUUCUGAAGGUACACCGCUUGCCUCGAACGUGAGGUUCUGAACAUGGUUUCAUGUCAAGUUUAAGCCCAUGUUUGUGGCCAAAAAAAACCCUCACUGCCUUUUUUUAUUUUAGCUGAUCUUUUACUUCACUUUGUGUUUUGCCUUACUGAGCAUGGAUUAUGGUACUAAACAAUGUAAAGGGUGUAACUAACAGUUAGCAUUCAUUAGCAAGGUAAACUUACUUCUUGAGCACCAGGUAGAAUCCACCAACGAUGGCCCGUCGUAUCAGCAUCUCAAGUCUACAAAACAUGUCCAUCGCUGAAAAGACAGUACUAGAAACACGGUAGAUGUAAAGCUGAACUUUUGAGGUUUUAGAUGCAGCUGUAAAACACAACACUUUAUCAUCAAUUUAUGAGACAAAACCAGGGGUUUAGUGUCUGGGAAGGAGAAGAAACGCCAUUAAAAUGUGUGUCCAGGUGGUUUCUGCCUUAAAAUACAUUUCAUGUUCGGUCCAAUGAGAAACACGUGGUCUUUAGUGCCAUCUGGUGGCGAGUUCUCUUGAGCUCCUCUGUAACAUGAAACGAGGCCUUGUCGAGGGAUCUAACGUGGAAUUUACAGUGACAAAGAAGACGCUUAAGACCCUCAGGACUAGUCACUAGUAACCACCCCGGUGCCUUGUUGGUCCUUCACGCAUCAGAACUCAAAAGAGCAGCCGAGACUGAAGACAGCUGAAUCAUGAAAUCUGUUUAGAGUUGGUUUGACUGAUGGUGAAGUUGCUAACUGUGUCACUGUGGAGAGUUUUUUCUCUGAACUGUGGGCCAUGUGACAAUGAAGUUUGUAAUUUUCUACAAUAAACACAGCAACAAUC